GGCGCCGACGGGCGGCACAGGACUGUCCCCGGGGAUCGCCCGCCGCCCCGAGCUCGGUGCUGCAGUGCGCGCCUUGAGUGUCGGCUGCAGGGGAAGCAGGCUGGAGGAACGAGCGGCCCAGGAAGGCUCCUUUCAGGCAGUGUUUACAGAAAACAAACGGAAGCGGAAGUACUCCAAUAAGUUGGGCAAGUUUAGUCACUUCAGUUGUUCACUCUUCGCCAAAGGCGGUACAAGGCACGGCCCGGUGCGGUAGGAAAUAAAUAAUAAAUAUGGAAGAGACAGUUCUAUCUGAAUGUGCACGGAGCUGGAAAAAUGCUAAAGAUAAGAGGAAGGCCUGGGCAAAAAGCAGAGACUCUUGGCAAAACUCUGAGGCCAAUGAUAGAGAGACAACAGAAGACAACAGUUCAGCAAACCUGCAACUGUCCGGAGCAUCAACUGAAGAGAAUGGCAUAUCGAAUAAGAAGAUUGAAAUUUGGCUUCAAGACUGUGGAGAGCCGUUAGGGGCAUCCUUGGAUGAACAAGGCCAUCCAAUGUUGAAGGGUGCAGUUACAAAAAAUGGAUGCAGUUUUGAGGAUGACUUGUCACUUGGUGCAGAAGCUAAUUACCUUCAUCCUCACAGCAACUCAUUGCUGACAGUAAGUGGCACAUCAGCUGAGGUUAAACGUAACAAGUUUUAUCAAAUGGGAAGCAGCAUGAACUCCACUGGUUCUGGCAAGAGCAAUGCUACUGUAUCGAGUGUUUCGGAAUUAUUGGACCUUUAUGAAGAAGAUCCUGAGGACGUCCUUUAUAAUCUUGGGUUUGGAACAGAUGAACCUGACCUUGCAUCUAAAAUUCCAUGUCGAUUUUUUAAUGCUUCAUCAUUUGCAAAAGGAAUAGAUUUUAAACUAUUUUUAGAUGCUCAAAUGCAACGUAUGGAAUUGGACAAUCCAAAUUUUGCCCUCACAAGUCGAUUUCGCCAGAUUAAAGUUCUCACCACAGUGGCUAAUGUUUUCUCCUCACUAUAUUCUCAAGUUUCUGGAGCUCCUGUAAAGAGGAUUGGUGAUGUGGCUGACGCCUCAACUGCAGGCCAAGUUGCUACUGCUGGAAAUAAUGCUGGCAGACUAAAGAAGACGGUAUCAAAACUCAACUUAUUUGGGGGUCAGCAGGUAAAAGCGACAGACACCACUAAUCAAACAGUUCCAGCAGGCACAGAAAAUUCCAAGACAUCACAAUGUUCUUUUGAAACUGACAAAAGCAUUACUGAUGAUGAGAAGAAAGAGGAGGUAAAACAUAAGAAAGAAAUGAGGUUGCAGAAAUGGCGUAAAUUGACUGACCCUUCUCUGAAACCAGUAACUGAAGAAGUGAUGACUGGAAGUGAAGGUCCUCUCUAUCCCUCAGAGUGUAUUCCUCAGGAACCUGCAUGCAACGUAACAAAUGGCUGUAUAGAACCCAAGCAGAAUGAUGCUGCUUACACUAAAGGAGGAAUGGGGAACAGCUCAGCUGACAUGAGUAGUAUCUCAGAUUCUUCUAUAGACUUGCAUGCAUCCACAGAUGAAGAACGUGCUGCCACUGAUGAGCAGACAUCUGCCCUCUCACAAGAAAACACAGUGAUUGAAUCAACGUCCCCAGUGUGUUCAACCACAGAUAAAGGGCUAGCUGCAUCAAUGCACAAUCCAUUGGUGAGCAACUUGAUGGAGCAGAAGGAAUUCUCAUUUGACUUGGAAGAGGUUCAAAGCAAUGAAGGUGAAGGACCAAAUCCACCAGGAACCAGAAAUCCUGUUCCACAUGGCAGAAUUUCAGCAACCAAUAAAGAACAUUUUACAAGAACCAGCAGUUCCCAUUCUGAUAGUAGUGGGUUUGCAGAAGAUCCAUCCUCUGACGUGACCGGACUGUCUCAGGGGCCAGAUGGUUACCUGCAAGCAAUGGGAAGCAGUGCUGACAGCUGUGACAGUGAGACCACAGUCACAUCCUUAACUGAUGAUCUUAAGACUCCUCUGAGUGCUGACCAGAAGUUUUUCACUCCAUUUCAAACGCCUGUGAAAGAGAUGACUCUGGACCUGAAAGAAACAAUUUUAGAUUUGAAUGUGGAGUUAAUUUCUGAUACUGCGAUUGAUUCCCCUGAUCAACAAGAAGCAGUGGAGAUGGACGGUGAAGCAACUGCUGGCCUGGAUGGUUCCAUACAGUCAGCUGACCAGACGGCUUUGGGUAUUAUUGAUGGUGAAGGGGAGCUGGACCCAAAAAGUGAUGUGAAGUGUGAAAGUGAGGAAGAUGUUCCUACAUACUCUAUGCAUCCUGGAACUGGACAAAGACGGAAGAGCAUAGACUCUGUCCUCAGUUGGCAUCCCAAACCCGAUGCUGCUACUUCUGAAAGCAUUGACUUUUCCUCUUCCUCAUUAGAUAAGAUUACCACAGUACUCGAGAGAGCAAAAACACAAACCUAUUCUGUCUCCAUUGCCUCCGGAAGAGCAAGGCGUCCGGUGACCAAAGCAAAUGAUCGAAUCAUGAGAGAAGGGGAGAGGGUCUCCAAGAAUGAUACUCUUGCAAAGCUCAAACGAUCUUCUUUUCAAAGGUCCAGCUCCCUUCCAUCUAAGCUGCUCAAUCCAGUGCGAGUGAUAUCAUCAUUAAAUGUACAGUUGGCACCAGACAGCAACACACAACACAAUUCACCAAGUUUCACCUAUAGAUAUUCUGCUCAGAAGGAAGGGGAAUUGCCCUCUGAUGAUGAAAAUGAUCAGUCAAUGUGUCGAUCAAUGCUUUUUAUUCCAACUGGGAUAAAAGAGAAAAGUAGGAAACCGUUCACUUUGAACAAGCAAGAUGAAGCACCACAACAAAGGUUGGGUUCACAGACACCACCAGUGGCAUCACAUUUAACGCGGUCUUGCUGUUCCCUUCAUACACUCCCUUCAGAUUGGCAAGACCAACCCCUGUGUGGUCAUGCGAGAACCAGGAGUAUGUGCAGUAUUCCCAACUUCGUGGAACCUACCUGUGCAUCACCUUUUGGAUACAUGUAUCCUCAGAGACCAAUGGCGCACUCUUAUCAUCACAGUCCAAUAAAUCCUCCAUCUGCUAUUGAAUCACAGCUCCGCAGAGUCCUUACUGAAAUAAGGAGCACGGUGCAGAAUCUUUCACGGAUCCCAAUAUUUCAGGGCAAUGAUCUAUCAUUCCCUUACUAUCCAUUAGUGAGAUCAGGUCUUUUACCUAUAUAUGAAAGCACAUAUCAAGAGCUGCAGAUAAUGAGAAGGAAUCUGAACUUUUUUAGAACACAGAUGAUGGACUUGGAAUUCAUGAUGCUGAGGCAGCAAACAAUGGUGUAUCGGCACUUAACUGAUGAGGAGCGGCAAGAGGCUGACCAACUGCAAAACCUUCGGAACUGUGUUCGCAUGGAGCUGCAGGAGCUGGAACUCCAGUUGGAGGAACGAUCAUUCGCUUUGGAGGAGCAGCUCAAAGCCCCAAGCCAGUGCCCUAUAUUCAGGCCGCCAUCUCAUGCUGAAGCAUUCACUAAUAAUGCAGAUGCCAUGUCUUCCUCCUCUUUCAAUGUAAUGGAACCGGUGUCUGAGCUUUUGAGGGAGCAGUCGUAUCUCCGAUCUGCACUGGGCUUCUCCGAACAAGUGGGUGAAGAAUAUGACUACCCACACUCCUACUAUGUCCCCUGCACUAACAUGGAGUCAGCUUCCCGCUCUUCAAGCCCAGGCCGGAUGUCUAGAUGUUCAGCACCAGGUUCUAUAAGUCAUGGUCCUUCAAGCACUACUGCACCACAUGGGAAACCAGUGAACCAAGCUACCUCAACACCACUUCAGAGCAGACAAGUGUAUCGCUCUUCAGUUCUACUGACUCCCUCACCACCAGCACGAGCUGCCCAGGGGGAGCCAUUUACAGAAAAUAGAUCAUCAUCAGGAAUUGUGGACCAAAACCCAAUAAGCCAGACAUCUGAACCAACUGGAGCUGCAGCCUCUCCAUCUAAAGGAGCAAGAAGCCAUAUCGUAGAGCAUCCAGAAUUCCACAAUGUUCUCCAAGAGAUAAAGGAAUCAAUUGUUGGAGAAAUAAAGCGAGAAAUUAUGGGUGGACUUCUAGCUGCGAUAUCACCAGCUGGUAAAGAUGUUGGGCAUAAAGAAGAGUAGAUGUGGCUACAGGAAGAAUUGCUUGGUUUCUGAAGAGUUUAUUCUCGGCACAACAAAAUUAAUUUCUUCACUUGGUUUACUGGCUCCUAACCACCUAUACUGGUGGAAGUUGCCUUUCAAAUGCAUUCCGCUUGGAUAUCCAGAGCUUCAGGAGGCAUUGUUAAUUCAGAGAUGGGUUGCCUUUUAUCUAGUGAACAUUCACAACACCUCCUCGUGAAUGUACUUUGUAUGUUGAUUAAUUGCUUCAUGUAACUUAGUGUUUUCAAAGUAAAUAACACAUCUACUAGUCAGACAUAGUAUGUAAAACUUAAAUUUGUUGUACUGUUUGUUGGUGGCCUGCUGUUGGGGAAUUAACACAUUAUGUGGUCAGGUUAAAACUUGAAAUUCCACUUUUACUUAGUUACUUUACUUAAGUUGGUUACGUGUGCUGUAACACUUUCAUGGAUGUUUAUUUAACAUUUCUUCUUGAAGCACUGACCUCUAUGAGGUACUUCCUGUGCAAUAACCGUAUCACAUGGCAAACUUGAAAAAACUAAUGAAUCGUUACUACUGUUUAUAAUCAUAACACUUAAUACCUGUGAAAUAUUCAGUCUACUACAUGUUAAGAAGAAAAAAGUCUUAUGUCAUUAGGUCUUUACAAAAAAAAGUGAGAAUUUAAAGGAUGAAAAAGCAUCUAUCUGAAUGCCACAAACUGGUUUAGAGGUGGUCUUACACUGUAUUUUAUAUGUAUUUAAUGCAAUUGAUAAUUUUGAAUUUAUUUGAUAAUUUUGAAUAGGAUGCAGUCAUGGGUCGGGAUUCAAAAGUACUUACGUGCCUAAAGCUUUUCUCUAAAGUUGUACUUGAUAUAUAUAUGAUACAUAUUUACUAAAAUGGUUCUUCUAUUAUGGAUUGUAUGCUGAAGAAAAUUGUAUAAUAGUUUAACUUGGGAUGCAUGUGGAAUAUAUUGAAAUCACUAAUAAAUAUUUAUUUUAACUAU
Pristis pectinata (smalltooth sawfish) is the source of this 5073-nucleotide messenger RNA. RefSeq names its product ITPR interacting domain containing 2 (gene itprid2). The transcript has 19 exons. Lineage: Eukaryota; Metazoa; Chordata; Chondrichthyes; Rhinopristiformes; Pristidae. Bases 270 to 4097 code for a protein of 1275 amino acids. The record is from RefSeq and is a predicted model, not a curated record. Gene Ontology annotation, molecular function: signaling receptor binding.